GGAGCGGGUUCGGCAGAUGGGGGAGGCGUGCGACAGCCUGGCAGGCUUUCAGGUGUUUGCGGAUGACCUGACGGGUUUCGGAGCCCUGGCAGCUGCCGUACUGUCGGAGGUAGCAGAAGAGUACGGCAGCCGACCCCGUGUGCUGUUUUCGCUAAGGCAACCGGGGCAGGGGCAGGGAGGUAGAGGCGGGUCAGCCGCCGCGGCAGCCCGGGAGGAUCUGAGUGAGGCGCUCGCGCUCACUCGCAUGACCGAGCUCGUGUCGUUGUACGUACCGUUGGCGGUACCGGCAGAUCGUACGGCACUGCCGUACUUGUCGUACAAUCCCUGGCUGCCGUUCCACAGCAGCGCCAUCCUGGCCAGCGCCAUUGACACGGCGUUGCUACCCACUCGCCUGGCAGGCGUUCGCAGCGCGCUUGGUGAGCCGCUAGGCGCCUCAGACCUGCACUCCCUGACUCGCCUCCUGCGACCCGUGGGUCACCCGGGGGCAAACCUUGCGGCCCUGCACCUGGCGCUGCCCUGCCCCUCCCUGCCCGCGGACCUGCAGCAACUGCAACAGCAACUCGACCAGCGAAUCAGGCCGCCGCACGCGCAUGCGGCGGUGACCGCUGCUGCUGCUGCUGGUACUACAGCCGGCGGCAGCGGUGGCGGCAGUAGCUGGGCAGGUUUGACGUCGCCGGCGGCGCUGAGUCAGGCUUUGCACGGCAGUACGGCACAGCUGUCGCUAGACGGUGGCCUGGCGAGCCUUACGCCCGGCAUUAGCGGGCGGGAGGACGCAGCUAGGGGCAGCAGCUGGGCUGAGAGCUACUGCCUGAGGGGUGGCCGCACGGACGCGGGCCCCGCCUCCACCUCCUCCGCCCUGCAGGCCCUGGACGCCCUGCUGCUGCGACAUCCCCACCGCAUGUGUGUACGACACCGCUGUGCCGCACCCCUGCCCCUGCCCGUACCCCUGCCCUUCCCAAGCAUCUUCAGCCCCCGCGUGUCGCUGCAUGGGGACGUCAUGCUGCGGCCCACGACAUUCUCCCCCGGUGCUGCUGCUGCUGCUACGAGUGCUGCUGCGGCCGCUUCCAGUCACACCCCGGGAGCAGCAUCCUCAGGUGUUGUGGCGCGGGCGGCGGGGCAGGGCGUGCACAGCGUGCCGGUGCUGACGCGGAUGCAUGCGACGCGGGAGUUCGAGGGCUGGGUGGCGGGCGUGCAUGGGCGCUGGGGGCGCGCAGCGGGGGGGUCAGCAGGGCGCGCGGUGCUGGAUGCGUGGGGACUGGGUACGGACGAUGCGGCGGAGGUCGGGGCGGCGUUGCAGGAGGUGGUGACGGCGCUGGGGGAGGAGGAGGAGGUGUAGUGGGGGCAGCAGCAGGAGGAGGGGAAGGAGGUGGAGGAGGUAUGAGGGGGGGUAGCGGCAGCAGGAGGAGCAGGGGCAGGUGGUAUAGGAGCAGGAUGUGGCAGCAUUACGGUAAGCGGCAGGUGGUGCAGCCGGUGGAAGCAGUUGAGUGGGAGGUGGGUGAAGUUGCAUGAGCCUGUAUGGAGGGAGCAUGUUGUGGCCUGACUGGUUGGAAGCACAUGAGUUGAUACGUCUUAGCAUGAAAGGUGGGCGAGCAGAGAGGUUAAGGCAAGCAUUGCUGGGAAGGAGGCUGGUAACGGACGGACCGCAGUAAAGACGGGAAGCACUACCUAUAAGGGGCUUUUAGCAUGGCCAGUUCAUGCGUUACCUGUCCGUUAUUAGCUGUCUGAGGCGUGCGUGAGGCGGGAUUAGGCAGGGGACUUUGGCCUUGUUUGGUGACAUGAGCACGCACUGCACAUGUGCAAUGCAUACGGACUUGGG
Molecule: messenger RNA, 1816 nt
Organism: Astrephomene gubernaculifera
Lineage: Eukaryota; Viridiplantae; Chlorophyta; Chlorophyceae; Chlamydomonadales; Astrephomenaceae
Source: the annotation of a GenBank genome assembly